AUGAGCCCAACUCCAUCUCGAAACUCAACUCCCCUUAAUUUGCCGUGUGCUCUUAAUGAGCUCGACUGCAAUGAACUUAUGGUUGUUCUAGAGAAGAAAGACCGAGAUCUCGAACUCGCUGCAAAAAUCGGUCAGUCGUUGUUGGAGCAAAACAAAGAUCUUCAAACAAAAAAUGAAUUUCUCGAAGAAAGUGUCAAUAAGAACUUGGACACCAUAGUUCAGUUAAAACAUGAACUAAAUCAACGAAUCGAGUUGCUCAGAGUCUAUUCACAUCUAGACGAUGAAGGAGUUCCCAGAUCAAAUAGCGACGAGACACUUCGAGAACGUCUUAAAUCCACAAAAUCGGAAAAUGAGAGACUGCGUCAAGAAUGUGAUCUACUUCGUCAGGAAACGGCCAUGUUUGUUGCUCAAAAGAGUAAUACUUUUCAAUUAGAGAAACAAUUAGAUUAUGCAAAUGAUAAAGUGAUGGGAUUGCAAAAAAUGAUUGAGCAGAAAACAUCAGAACUCAGUCAACAAUAUGAGAAAACUGGAAGAUUGAUGAGUGAAUUGGCUGAUAAGGAUAAAAAAGAAAAGAUGAUCUCAAUGGAAAAAGACGAAAUGGGUGCAAUUCUAAUUGAAAUGAUUCAAAGACAUGACACAAUGCAAUCAGAACUGAAAGAUAUUCAAGAUCAAUAUGCGGAACUGAUGGCUAAUUUUGCGGAGACUGAAUCAGAAUUAACCAAAUUAAGGAGCACUGGAAACUUGAGAAUGUCAUAUGACUCUCUCUAUGAUUCUCUUGCUUCUGAAAUGGAAAGUUCUGAGUUUUCACCAGCGGGGCGUUCAACUCAAUUAACAGUAUUGACUGGAAGAGAUAGUUAUGCAAAUGAUAGCGGAAUUGAUGCAGGUCCAAUGAGUUUAGCUGCUGAAAUUGAGCAAUCCGAGAAGCUUCCAUUGCCUUCAAUCAAUGAACCAAUUUUCUCCACAUCUGCAAAAUUGGCUGCUCUCUGUGAUGCCAGCACAUCAUGCACUGACAUCUUCAGUGAAUCAUCAUUACCUAAUGACGAAAUUGCAACAACUCCUUCUGUCUCUGGAAUCAACAAUAUCGAUUCAGAGACAAAAACCUCCAGCUUCCCCAGCGAAGAAGCCGUGUCCACACCAAUUGUGGCGCGUAAAUAUAUUCCGUGUACUAGUCCGAGCAAGAGCAAUUUGAGCAAGUUGCAACGAUUGCAUAUUGGUAAUCGUCCACUUGCUCACAGCGUUGACAUUCCUUCGACCGCCGUCGAAGAUACGUCAUCAUACGCUGAACCAAAGCUCGGACAACCGGGAAUGCCUGGAACUCGUGAUCUGGAUAUCUCCUUGAAAGUAAUCAAGGCUAGGGAAGAGGUGCAGAAGGAGUUUGCGGCAUUUUGUCAGCGGAAAGGUAUCGAUCAGCAACAGUUUUUUGGUAGUCAGAGUCGUCGUCAAUCACAUGACACAAGUUGGACGGAUUUCAGCGUCGCUUACGGGGUCAGAAUGAUACAGAACAUGAAAUCAAAACCAGGUGAUCAGCCAUUGGCCCUCGGUCUUCGGCAGGGAGUGUUGACUCGGGCAGAGCUUUUGACCUCGCCAUCAACAUCUCCACAACAUCGCAGUAUUUCUCUAUCAUUAUCACCUGGAACAUCAGAUGGUGGCCUUAUGAAAAUUGGUGCAAUUCACGGUGUUUUAUCAAGAAGAUAA
Messenger RNA from Caenorhabditis remanei, 1695 nucleotides. RefSeq lists its product as uncharacterized. NCBI's taxonomy places the organism in Eukaryota, Metazoa, Nematoda, Chromadorea, Rhabditida, Rhabditidae. Bases 1 to 1695 code for a protein of 564 amino acids. The transcript has 12 exons. The record is from RefSeq and is a predicted model, not a curated record.